Messenger RNA from Brassica napus (rape), 869 nucleotides. RefSeq names its product monothiol glutaredoxin-S13. The transcript has a single exon. The record is from RefSeq and is a predicted model, not a curated record. NCBI's taxonomy places the organism in Eukaryota, Viridiplantae, Streptophyta, Magnoliopsida, Brassicales, Brassicaceae. Bases 223 to 687 code for a protein of 154 amino acids.
AUAGUCAUAGAUAUGUAUUUCAGAUACGGUGACGUUGCUUCGGAUAUGAUGAGAAUACAAUUUAUACAUGCUUACGUUAAGUUGACCCCAAAACGAAAUGCUCUAAAAAAAUCUCUAUAUAAAUUCUCUAAUCCAAUCUCUUACCAAUCCAACUGAACUAAACAAGACUCUCUCUCUCUCUCUCUAUCCUCUCUCUCCUUCCUUCUCUCUCAUACAACAAUUAUGCAAAAAGCAGUAAGACCAUACGAGUCAUCGUGGACGAAGACCAUACCGGGGAAUAGCAUUUUCCGCCCAGAGAAUGAAGAUAAACCAUCAUCAUCCUUAUCAUGGUUAACAUCAUCACCACAAAAACCAUCAUCUUUAAGCAUCAAGAAACCAAACAACGUAUUGGUGAUGGAGAAUGCUGCGGUAGUGUUUGCCAGGAAAGGUUGUUGUAUGGGACAUGUAGCCAAACGGUUGUUACUGACACAUGGAGUGAACCCAUUGGUAGUUGAGAUUGAUGAAGGAGACAACAACGGUGACAAUAUCAUCAUGAGUGAGCUCGGUAAUAACGUGAUUAGUAAAGAGAAAUUACCAGUCAUGUUCAUAGGAGGGAAGUUGUUUGGAGGAUUAGAGAAUCUGAUGGCUGCUCAUAUUAAUGGUGAUUUAGGACCUACUCUCAGACAAGCUGGGGCUUUAUGGCUUUGAUUCAUCAUUGCAAUUCUCAUAUAAAUGUUUAUUUAGUUGCCUUUUGAUUUUUUUUCUCUUUGUUGCAUUUGCUUGUUGAUAUUGUAUGCAAUUUUGUAAACCUAUGUGAAUUUGUGAUUGGUUUGUUAUGUGAUUGGUUUGAUCAUAAACAACAAGAAAAAUAUAUAGAAAGAACAGAAAUA